GACAUUAGAAGGGUCUGGGAUUUGUUUAAAAGGAGCAACCAAAAAGCCUGCCAGAUACAGCAAAAGGGAUAUUAAACUAGGGCUUAUAUCGGCCAUUAUUUCUGAUUACUGGGGAGGUUUCAAGGCGCAAAAUAGCCGUGAUGAUUGGAAUCACUUUCAGAGUUUCUUGGUUUUGUUGCCUGGUAAUUGGCGGGAUAACCUUUCCUACAUCAAGCUCACUUAGGUCUAAAGGAUAUGGAAAAUACAUCUCUCCAACAGCUCAAUUGCAAGCGCAGCUGACCGAAGAGCAACAGAAACAUCUGGCCUCAAUCCUGCAAAAGCAACUGGCCCCCAUGCCCCAGGCACCUCAGAAAAUGUGGUAUCCAGCUCAAAUGCCCCAGCAGCAAAAGCAACCAGCUACUGGGCCUCAGCAGCAAAGGGGAAUUACCACCAUGCCCCAGAAGCAACCGGCUCCAAUGGAUAUACCGCAGAAACAACCAACAGCUAUGCCCCAGCAAACAUGGUAUCCGGCUCAAAUGCAGCAGAAGCAACCGGCCACCAUUCACCAGCAAGUGUGGCAUUCAGCUCAAAAGCCGCAGAAGCAAAAGCAACCAGCUACUGAACCUCAGCAGCAGAAGGAACCGGCCGCCAUAAGCCAGCAACCUCAGCAAGUGUUGCAUCCAGCUCAAAAGCCCCAGCAGCAGAAGCAACCCGCCGCUGCACCUCGGCAGCAGAUUGACCUGACCGCCAUGCCCCAGCCUCAGCAAAUGUGGCAUCCAGCUCAAUUUCCCCAGGAGCAACCCGUCCCUAUGCGUCAACUGCAGAAGGAUCUGACCGCCAUUCCACCACAACUGUGGCAUUCCGCUCAAAUGCCCCAGCUGCAUAAGCAACCGGCUGCCAUGCUUCAGAAAGUGUGGCAACUGGCCCCAUUCCCCAGCAGCCUCAUGACGUGUGGUAUCCAGCUAAAAUGGUCCAGAAGCAACGAGCCGCUGCAACUCGGCGGCAGAAGGAACUGAUCACCAUGCCUCAGCAAGUGUGGUAUCCAGCUCAAAUGCCCCAGGAGCAGAAGCAACCGGCCACCAUAACGCAGCAAGAGUUGCAUCCAGUGCACGUUCCCCAGCAGCAACAGGAACCGGCCACCAUACCCCAGCAAGUGAGAUAUCCAGGUCAAAUGCCACAGAAGCAUCUGGCCUCCAUGCCUCUGCCGCAGAAGCAACCGACCGCCAUGCCCCAGCAAGGGUGGCAUCCAGCUCCAAUGCUGCAGACUCAACUGGCCCCAAUGCCUAUCCUGCAGAAACAACCAACAGCUAUACUCCAGCAAACAUGGUAUCCAGCUCAAAUGUCCCAGCAGCAGAAACAACUGGCCACCAUGCUGCAGAAGCAACCAGCCCCAAUGCCUCAACCGCAGAAGGAACAGGCCACCCUGCCCCCGCAAGUGUGGCAUCCAGCUCAAAUGCCACAGCAGCAAAAGCAACCAGCUACUGAAACUCUGCAGCAAAUUGAACCGACCGCCAUGCCCCAGCCACCUCAGCAAAUGUGGCAUCCAAAUCAAUUUCCUCAGGAGCAGAAGCAACCAGCCCCUAUGCAUCUACCGCAGAAGGAACUGACUGCCAUACCCCAACAACUGUGGCAAACGGCUCAAAUGCCCCAGCAGCAUAAGCAACCGGCUGCCAUUCUUCAGCAAGUGUUGCAUCUAGCACAGAAGCAACCGGCCCCUAUGCCCCAGCAGCCUCACGACGUGUGGUAUCCAGCUAAAAUGGUCCAGAAGCAACAAGUCGCUGCACUGACCGCCAUGCCGCAGACGCAUCAGCAAGUGUGGCAUCCAGCUCAAUCUCCCCAGCAGCAGAAGCAACCGGCCUCCACCCCUCUACCGCAGGAGCAGCCGACCGCCGUAUCCCAGCAAGUGUGGCAUCCAGCUCAAUUUCCCCAGGAGCAACCCGUCCCUAUGCGUCAACUGCAGAAGGAUCUGACCGCCAUUCCACCACAACUGUGGCAUUCCGCUCAAAUGCCCCAGCUGCAUAAGCAACCGGCUGCCAUGCUUCAGAAAGUGUGGCAACUGGCCCCCGUUCCCCAGCAGCCUCAUGACGUGUGGUAUCCAGCUAAAAUGGUCCAGAAGCAACGAGCCGCUGCAACUCGGCGGCAGAAGGAACUGAUCACCAUGCCUCAGCAAGUGUGGUAUCCAGCUCAAAUGCCCCAGGAGCAGAAGCAACCGGCCACCAUAACGCAGCAAGAGUUGCAUCCAGUGCACGUUCCCCAGCAGCAACAGGAACCGGCCACCAUACCCCAGCAAGUGAGAUAUCCAGGUCAAAUGCCACAGAAGCAUCUGGCCUCCAUGCCUCUGCCGCAGAAGCAACCGACCGCCAUGCCCCAGCAAGGGUGGCAUCCAGCUCCAAUGCUGCAGACUCAACUGGCCCCAAUGCCUAUCCUGCAGAAACAACCAACAGCUAUACUCCAGCAAACAUGGUAUCCAGCUCAAAUGUCCCAGCAGCAGAAACAACUGGCCACCAUGCUGCAGAAGCAACCAGCCCCAAUGCCUCAACCGCAGAAGGAACAGGCCACCCUGCCCCCGCAAGUGUGGCAUCCAGCUCAAAUGCCACAGCAGCAAAAGCAACCAGCUACUGAAACUCUGCAGCAAAUUGAACCGACCGCCAUGCCCCAGCCACCUCAGCAAAUGUGGCAUCCAAAUCAAUUUCCUCAGGAGCAGAAGCAACCAGCCCCUAUGCAUCUACCGCAGAAGGAACUGACUGCCAUACCCCAACAACUGUGGCAAACGGCUCAAAUGCCCCAGCAGCAUAAGCAACCGGCUGCCAUUCUUCAGCAAGUGUUGCAUCUAGCACAGAAGCAACCGGCCCCUAUGCCCCAGCAGCCUCACGACGUGUGGUAUCCAGCUAAAAUGGUCCAGAAGCAACAAGUCGCUGCACUGACCGCCAUGCCGCAGACGCAUCAGCAAGUGUGGCAUCCAGCUCAAUCUCCCCAGCAGCAGAAGCAACCGGCCUCCACCCCUCUACCGCAGGAGCAGCCGACCGCCGUAUCCCAGCAAGUGUGGUAUCCAGCUCAAAUGUCCCAGCAGCGGAAGCUACACACUGCCAUGCCACAGCAGCAACUGACCGCCAUGCCUCAGCAGAAGCACUACCAAAGCACUGAAGAUGGUGCCUUUGGUAGCGCUCAGGCCAGCAUCGUUGAACAGUCGGGUGUCAUCCCAAUCUAUUCCUACAGUUCCAAAUCGCACUACGAGAAUGGCAGAACUGUCUUUUCCCAAAUCAGCUACACUCCUAGGGAGGCAAUGCCUGUUGACAGUGGAAAUGCUCCCAAGGACGAUUAUGUUAGCUUUGGUGCACCAAGCAUAUAUCCACCACUAGUGAAGGAUUCUGCAAGAUAAUGGUUCACUUUAACCUGCUCUGAACUUUGCUCUCUGAAUUUGAAGUCCUUUGUACUAACCAUAUAUCUAUCAACAGGAAAAUGUAAUGGAUUCAUCCU
Molecule: messenger RNA, 3456 nt
Organism: Oncorhynchus keta (chum salmon)
Lineage: Eukaryota; Metazoa; Chordata; Actinopteri; Salmoniformes; Salmonidae
Exons: 3
Coding region: 947-3358 (803 amino acids)
Source: RefSeq, a predicted model, not a curated record